Molecule: messenger RNA, 5751 nt
Organism: Ctenopharyngodon idella (grass carp)
Lineage: Eukaryota; Metazoa; Chordata; Actinopteri; Cypriniformes; Xenocyprididae
Gene: ubash3ba
Product: ubiquitin associated and SH3 domain containing Ba
Exons: 14
Coding region: 443-2374 (643 amino acids)
Molecular function (GO): protein binding
Source: RefSeq, a predicted model, not a curated record
GUCAUGUCUAGGAGGAACCGAUGUAACAAGUAUUGAUAAAUUUCGCUCGCGACGCGCCUGUUACAACAUUUCUAACUAUACGCCGAGCGGCGAUAGACUCCGUCGAAUUAUAUUUCUUCCUGUGGCAGACAGCGACAGCGAUGGUUGUCGAUGCGCGGAGCAAAUGAGAUUGACUUCCGACUGGUGACCCCUUUCUCAAACUGUAAUGACAUGAGCGCUCCAGCAGGAAGCUCAAAUCAUUUUGUGUUUAGAAACAUUGUAGCGCGUCCGCCAAGACUUCUGUCUGUCCGACUUUGGGGAAUAAUGGAGCGUUUUUGAACCAGCCUUUACUGUAGAUACUGUAGCUCUUGAUUCGAUGUUUUAAAUGUGUGUCGUGUCCGUCCAUUUGGACGCAUCAAAAGUAAGCAAAUCGCUGUUCUGAAACCAAAUGGAAAGCUGAACCAUGGCAGCAAAAGAGGACCUAUAUGCCAAAGUCGCUCCACGGAUGCAGCGGCAGAACCGGCCAGGAACUGUCAAACAUGGAAAUUGUCUGGAUGUAUUGCUGUCAAUGGGCUUCCCAAAAACCAGGGCGCUAAAAGCUCUGGUUUCGACUGGGGGCAGAAAUGUACAAGCAGCCUGUGAUUGGUUGUUUUCCCAUGUGGAUGACCCAUUCCUGGAUGAUCCUUUACCCAGGGAGUAUGUGCUGUACCUAAAACCCACCGGUCCCCUCCUCAACCAGCUCUCCAACUUCUGGCAGCAGAGUCGCAUCACAUGCGGAAAGAACAAAGCCCACAACAUCUUCCCUCACAUAACCCUCUGCCAGUUCUUCAUGUGUGCAGAUGCUAAGGUAGACGCCCUCUGUGAAGCUCUGCAGGCUGUGGUAGGUCAGUGGAAAGGUCGCUUCCCUUCCCCGCUUCCCCUGGAGUUCUACUCAUCCUCAAACUUCAUUGGCCUCUUUGUGGAGGAGAAGGUGGCUGAGGUGAUCAAGAGCUUUGCUGCAGACUUUGCCACUGAGGCGGAAUCCAAAGCAGAUGUUCAUGUGGAGCCCCAUAAGAAGCAGCUUCACGUAACUCUGGCCUACCACUUCCAAACCAAUCAUCAUGCAUCAUUAGAAAAACUUGCCAAAAGUGUAGACAUAACCCUGUGCUGUGAUUGGCAAGCUGUACUCUUUUCACGAGACAUCCGAUUUGCCAAUCAUGAGACUCUGCGGGUGAUGUACCCUUAUGCGCCUCAGAAUGAUGAUGAACUGGAGCUGAUGCCCGGUGACUUCAUCUUCAUGUCGUCUAUUGAACAGACCACUGCCAGUGAGGGCUGGGUCUACGGGACCUCGAUGAGCACAGGGUUAUCUGGACUACUGCCAGAAAAUUAUGUCAAUAGGGCAGAUGAGUGUGACACUUGGGUCUUUCAUGGGUCUUUCUCUUUCCUUAAUGGAACCCCCCCAACCAAUAUCAGAGGUGCAAUGGGUGGGAUUUUUUUUGACCCACACUUGGAUGGUCGUCUCCUUGAUGACCCCAUGCCUUUGGAUCCCCCAAGUCUUAGUGUCAUAUGUCAGCCUAUGCAGAUCCUACGACCUAAUCAGUCUCGAUUGCCUAAGAGAACGUUGUUUGUGUGUCGCCAUGGUGAGAGAAUGGACGUAGUGUUUGGGAAACACUGGAUCACUCAGUGCUUUGAUGCCAAAGGUCGGUAUGUGCGGUCAAACCUCAAUAUGCCGGCAAGUCUCCCAGUAAGGAGUGGAGGGUUCAGGGACUAUGAUAAGGACUGCCCUAUUACUGUGUUCGGAUCCACGCAGGCUCGCCUAGUCGGGGAGGCUCUUCAAGAAAGUAAUACAGUAAUAGACUUUGUAUACUGUUCUCCAUCUCUGCGCUGCGUGCAAACAGCUCAUCAUAUCCUCAGAGGUCUUCAAAAGGAUGGGAAGACUAAGAUCAGAGUUGAGCCGGGUUUGUUUGAGUGGACUAAAUGGGUGUCGGGAACCUCAUUACCCGCCUGGAUCCCCCCUGCAGACCUGGCUGCUGCUAACCUUAGUGUGGAUACAACGUACAGACCUCAUAUACCCAUCAGUAAACUGGCCGUGUCUGAGUCCUAUGAAACUUACAUCAGUCGCAGCUUCCAAGUGACGCGUGAAAUUCUGUCAGAGUGCAAUAAUCUGGGAAAUACAGUGCUGAUUGUGGCCCAUGCUUCCUCUCUUGAGGCUUGUACGAGGCAGAUACAGGGUUUGACCCCACAGAACUCUAAAGACUUUGUGCAAGUGGUCAGAAAGAUACCUUACUUAGGCUUUUGUGCUUGUGAAGAGAUGGGUGAGACAGGCGUUUGGCAGCUUGUAGACCCGCCCAUCUUGCCGCUCACCCAUGGACCGAAUCACAGCUUUAACUGGAGAGAAACGCUCCUGCAGAACUGAAAGGCGCUGCAACUUUACCUUCACUGCUCUUCCUCCAAAGGCAACAAAGACGUAGCUUACAGUCACAUCAUUACAGACCUGCAUUAUAGCACUAUAAAAGGCUCAUGCUUCCAUAGCCACGUUCUUGCACUGCUACAGUACACCUCACUGACUCUGUCUUAAUAUAUACAGCAUAAGAGCAGUAAUAUUUGCGUUAGAUUUUCAUAAUGUGCUCAAACACCAUUCAAGCUGCAGCAGAACUCUUGCUUCCAACUGUAGCCCAGGCGUAACUAAAAAUCUGAGAGCUUCAAAGACGUAUGUCAUACACAGGAUGUAAUACACGGUGAUAAACUCAGGUUUCCUGCCUCAGUGAGGAGGAAAUAGUGUGCAAAGUUGAAGAGUCAUCAUCCAACACUUCCAAAAUGGAUGCCGCUGGACUCGGGUUGGGUCUCCGCACCCUUUGUAAACUCCAUUUUACUAGACUCUGUAGGGGAACGAGAUUUCUCCCUAUUACACUGUGAAUCAAGUAGACAUGCACAACCUCUUGCAACAUGAUUUCCCAAUUACACCUUCUACAAGCCCACUCACCAACCUCCUGAAAGCACAAGAAUAUAAUCUGGCAAUCAGAUAGACUGAAAAGCAGCUUUAAAGUAGUUUAGAAAUGGAUUUGGUGGACAGCACAUUCGUCCUGUGCCUUGCUGUCAUGCUGCUACUCUUAAACACUUUGCAACUAUAGGACACUUUGGGAGGACUGUUAGUUAGGGUUUAUUUGGAGACAGUAUUUAAAGGUGUACUUUUCGCAUGUAGGGUCGAUUUUGCAAAAAGGAAGAUGAUCUACCUACUAAGGCAUCAUCAAACAUUCGAAGGCAGUGCCACAAAUGGGUACAAUUUCUUAAGCAGCAGCUUAAAUAAUGUUAUGUGCAGCUGUUAAGGAACGCAUUGCUGUAAGGCAAGCUUUACUUUCUGAGCACUUGAAAAAUCAAACCAAACAGGAAAGAAUGCUUCACCAAUGUAAAGAAUUGUACAUUAAUGCAUAACGUGUCUGUAUAUACUAAGUAACAUAGUAAAAUCCAUUUGAUGUGUUUCACCUUUAAAUGGAACAAAUAUAAUUGCAUUUAUUUAUGUAUUCAUAAGAUAGUUGUAAAGAUAAUAUGUUGGUGCUUCAGGUUUUUUGUUGUUAUUUCCUGUUAUUGGAAUAGAGAAAUCAAGCCAUAGCAAAUGACGAUAUAAAUCAUCACUAUAUAAUGCAGUGUUUUUUUCCACUCCAAGCUCUUGCGUAAGCAUAUCUGUUACGGUUACCGUAAUAUGCCAUCUGUGUUCCCUGAAAUUCAUAACUAUUUUAGCCCACCCAUGGUUUGACAUUUAAUGAUGAGAAAGAGGAGGCAUGCAUAAUGAGGUGUGCAGUGCAUUGCACAAGCAAAAGAGCUUUAUGGAAUUUUUUGCCAUAGUUUUCAAUAGUGUAUUUACUUAAAGAUAAAUGUAGAUGUUAGGCUCGACUGAACAUGCCAAGGGUGUGCAAACAAGGUUAGAUCUGCCAUAAUAUGUUUUGACAGUUUUAUGACGUUGCUGUUUUUAAUUUAACUUAAUUUAAUUUUUUUUUUUUUUUUUUUUUUUUGAGUUUAAGAGUUGAUCUUUUGCCUAAAUGAGUUCUGCCAGAGGAUGAAUGUUGGAACUAUUAAAGGGAUAGUUCACCCAAAAUGUCUAUUUUAAACCUGCAUUACAAUCUUUCUUCUGUGGGACACAAAGCAGAAUUUUAAAAUAAUAUUUGGGCCACUAUUUUUCAAUGACCAGAAAAAUAGCAGAUCCAUUAAAAAAUGUCUGAUGCAUUUUCUUUAUACAUUCUAAUAUAUUGAAAGGGAAGAAUUUCCAGGUAUCAAUAGCUGCUGGUUUAGCUGUGUUAAGUCGUGCUGUUAUGCAUACAUAGGCUAUGCAUUUAAUAUGUUUUUGUACAUGAAUGUGGUAUAAACCUCUUUUGUAUAUAUUUGGGCCACUCUUUUCAAGAUAAUGAAAGUAAAUGAGGACUAGUGUGACCGAAUAUGACCACUAGUCAAUGAUCCGGUUGCAUUUACAAGGGUUGCCUAUAAGGGGAAGAAAUCAGUGAAUAACAACUUUGGCCUGUGUAUUACACAACUCAUUGUAUGAAAUCAGAAGACUUUAAAUAGUACUAUUGCACAUUCAGUCUGUUUUAUGAUAAUUUCAUUGAAAUUGCAAAUAGAGAACCAGUUCAAAAUUUCUGCUUUUGUGUUCCAUGGAAAAAGGAAAGUAAUAGUCAAGAUUGGAACAUGUAUGAGUAAGUGAUGACAGAAUUGUCAUUUUUCCUUUCCUUUCAAAUAUUUCAGAUUAGAGGGAGUCUGAGACAAAUCUUUCUUCAUUCAUUUGGCAUUUUCCAGCUCAACAGUAUAACGUAACCUUCUAAAUGCUUCCUACUCAUGAAUUUAAAUGAGACAUUUAUCUCAGCACAGAUGACUUUAUGUGAACUUAUGAAGAUUUUUAUUUGGUCAGCCCAGUGUAAGUGUGUGUGGGGGUGUGGUUGAGUGUUCAUAUGCUAGAAACUGAAAAUGCUGUUUUCCAAUAAAAAUAAUUACCUUAUUAAAUUGCCCUUGUCUGCCAUUACAACAUGUCUACCAUGAAUAGAUCCUCGUUCUUCCAAAAAUGGCAACACACAACUACCCCAUCAUGUGUAUCAGUGUGUAUUACCACAGAGGGUUGAACGUACAGCUUCAAAAACCGUGUUUGAUUCACUGAGAGGUAAUAUUGUCACUGUAUACUUUUUCAGAAGCAUGCUAUGUGUGCAACUUCUUAUGACUAUUUGAAAAUGAAGUGUAAUAUGAGCCAAAGUGCUUCAUUGAUUUUUUUUUUUUUUUUUUGGAUGGAUCAUUGUUUUCUUAGGGGUGUAUACUUAGACUCAUGAGAUGUUUUAUAUUCCCUUUCUGAUCAAUGACUGAGGAGACCAGUAAAUAUACCAAAAUAAAUAAAUAAAUAAUGAGACAUAUAAGGUUACAAUCGAGGCAUUACAGAUUGUUUGCUGUUAUUAUUAACUGUUGUUUGGUCCUCCCUAAAAUGAGUCAUGUUUAGUUAUCAAUAUAUGCUUUCAUCCAGGUCUCAAUUUCAGUCAAAUUUAAUGUUGGGGAUUUCAGUAGCUUAAAAAUGAUCCUUGCAUGCACAAGAAGAAAAUGCAAAUUUAACCCAAUCAUAGUGAAAAGUUGUACAUGAAAUAGCACAAAACAUACGUUAUAGUUUAGUGCGUAAAGAAUUUGAAUAGAGAUUCCAAAAGCAUAUGUGACAUUCCGCCAAGAAGCUACCUUUUUAAAUAUGAUUGUUGACAUUUAUUUUAAGACUUAUUUUAAUGUGUAACGUUUGUAAAGCAUGUUUGCAAAUAAAUCUUUUGUCAUCCUGCA